AUGCCCAAGGCCACGACUCCAAAGGCCGACCGCCCUGCCAGGCGGCACAAUCCCCUAGAAAAUGAUAUCCUCGCCACCGGCCUUUUACGCACCAAACCCUCCAAGAAGAAGUCGAAAAACAAUGACCAAGCGGAUGAGAAUUUUGUCGACUCCAAGUCUUCCAAGAAAAUCCUCCGCAUAGGCCGCGAGCUGGCAGAGGAGGCGAGUGCCGACAGGGCUUCGUCGAAUCCCGAACCCACGAUCGAUUCGUUUGGUUACAGCUCUCGGUUUGAAGACGAAUUUGGCCCUGAUGAGGGCAAGAGUUAUGACGAUGACGACGGGACUUGGGGUGACGAUGACGAAGUAGUGGAAGAAGUCGAAGUCGACCCGGAGGAUCUCGAAAUGUACAACAAGUUCAUGCCUGAUGAGGAAGACGAUCUGUUGAAACAUGGCUGGGAUCUCAAGCCUUCCGGCGACACGGCAGAGGUAGGCGAGAGUCGCAACCUUGCCGAUCUCAUCAUGGCCAAGAUUUCCGCGCACGAAGCUGCAGAAGCCAGGAAAGAUGCAGGCUUACCGGCAGUCCAAGAUGUCGAAUUGCCGCCCAAGGUUGUCGAGGUCUAUACCAAAAUUGGACAAAUACUUUCUCGGUACAAGUCGGGUCCUUUGCCCAAGCCGUUCAAAAUUCUUCCAACCAUCCCGCACUGGGAAGACAUCCUUGAACUCACCAGACCAGAGGCAUGGACACCCAAUGCCGUUUUCCAAGCGACUCGAAUCUUUGUUUCGCACAAACCCAUCAUCGUACAGAGAUACCUCGAGAUGGUGGUACUGGAGAGGGUCCGCGAAGACAUUUACGAAAACAAGAAACUGAACGUCCAUCUCUUCAACUCUCUCAAAAAGGCGCUGUACAAGCCUGCCGCCUUCUUCAAGGGUUUUCUUUUCCCGCUUAUCGGCAGUGGCACUUGUACCUUGAGAGAGGCACACAUCAUCUCCGCAGUUCUAGCCCGAAUCUCCAUUCCCGUCCUGCAUUCUGCCGCCGCUCUCAAGGGUCUAUGUGAUAUUGCUGCUCAGGAAGCGUCGCAAGGUAGCGAAGGUGGUGGCGCCACCAACAUCUUCAUCAAGACCCUGUUGGAGAAGAAAUAUGCCUUGCCGUAUCAAGUGAUUGAUGCUCUCGUGUUUCACUUUCUUCGUUUUCGCAACGAAGAUGCGGCCAGCGCCCAGCAGGGUGAUGCCAUGACCGGUCUUGCUGGCGAAGAAAACAUGAAGACCAAACUACCCGUCAUAUGGCACCAGAGUCUUCUGGCUUUCGCUCAAAGGUACAAAGGCGAUGUGACUGAGGAUCAGAGAGAGGCGCUCCUGGACUUGCUGCUGAGCCACGGACAUACAGGCAUCGGCCCCGAAGUACGUCGGGAGCUGUUGGCAGGCAGGGGGCGAGGUGUGCCCUUGGAGCCUCAGGGCGUCGCGUUGGAUGGCGACGACACCAUGUUGAUCGACUCCUGA
This is a messenger RNA of Ustilaginoidea virens, 1476 nucleotides long. RefSeq lists its product as uncharacterized. Gene Ontology annotation, molecular function: snoRNA binding. Gene Ontology annotation, cellular component: nucleolus; preribosome, small subunit precursor; cytoplasm. The transcript is spliced from 2 exons. Gene Ontology annotation, biological process: rRNA processing. NCBI's taxonomy places the organism in Eukaryota, Fungi, Ascomycota, Sordariomycetes, Hypocreales, Clavicipitaceae. The record is from RefSeq and is a predicted model, not a curated record. The coding region runs from base 1 to 1476 and encodes 491 amino acids.